This is a messenger RNA of Anolis sagrei ordinatus, 651 nucleotides long. The record is from RefSeq and is a predicted model, not a curated record. Lineage: Eukaryota; Metazoa; Chordata; Lepidosauria; Squamata; Anolidae.
UGCAGGACUCUGAAGAUGGCCUCGCUGUAUAUGGAGGAGAACAUUUACAACCUGCUGCCAACCCCGGAAGAGAAGAGGCCCGUCCAAACCAAGCAGCGCAGGUAUGUCUCCAAAUUCAAGCCGUCCGUCAAACGUGAAAUAGAGGAGAGGAAGACGGACCCCUGCCGAACGAUGGGGAUCCCCAAGCUCCAGGUCCCCACCCCAAAAGACUUCCUCCGGAAACACUCCAAGACGCCUGCGCUCCCAAAGCGCCGGAGGGCGCCUGGGAGCAAGAGGCCUGCGGAGGCCCGGGUGCCAAAGCGGACGGAGCCCCCCGUGAUGGGCAUCCAGAGCAGGAAGGACUACAUCUCCACCAAUGUUGCCGAGGCCAUCAUGGCGGUGGCCAAGAAGCCCCUCCGCGCCUGCGUCGACGUGCGCAAAGGGGACAAGUUCCUCAUCGAAAACUCCGGCCUCGUCAUAAAGUACCGCAACAAGAAGGGCCUCAAGACGAACUGGGAAGAGGUCAAUAAGGAGUUCCAGGCCCUCUCCGUGGUGAUCGAUUCGGUUUCGAGGAAACUCCGCAAAGAGAAAAUGGAGUUGGAGAUGAAGCAGCUGGAAGAGGACAUCAAGGUCCUGGAGAAGCACAAAAUCAUCUAUAUCAAGAAUGAAUAG